AUGUCACUUCAUUGCCGAUUAGGUAUGAAAGACAUUUUACGUCGGAUACAUACAACAUUUCUCAAAGUUAUAUUGUUUCCGAGUACUAUUAGAAAAAAUGUACGACGUCCUUCAGCUUCGGAAGUUUUAACAUGUCACCUUGCGCAACGCAAACUACCUCCCUGGACUUCCUUCUGUGUGCGCUACAGUUCCGUCUCAAAUGACCAGUUCGGACUGUCCAACUUCAACUGGCCCGUUCAUGGAACCAAUUACCAAAUACUGAGAACUGGAUGUUUCCCUUUCAUUAAGUAUCACUGCACUAAAGCACCUCUAGAGAACCUGGACUUUGAGGAUAGGUUCUUCACCAUGUUGAAAGUGAUCAAUCUAGGUAUCCCAUGCUUAGCCUAUGGCUUAGGCUGCUGGAUGGUGGCAGGAGUUACAGAAACCGUACAGACUAGCUCUGGACCCGUCACUGUUUAUUUUGCAUACAAAGAAGAUGAAGGAGCACAAUUCUGAACAGACCUAACACAAACAAUUUCCUGUCGAAUUAAUAGCAGAAAUGCCCUAAAAUAUUUACUGUAGUUCAGUUCUGAAGUAAUUUAUCAAACCUCACUCUGAGGUAAUCUGUCAAUGAAUAUCAUUAAAGUGUCUUUAAGAUCA
Molecule: messenger RNA, 639 nt
Organism: Hypomesus transpacificus
Lineage: Eukaryota; Metazoa; Chordata; Actinopteri; Osmeriformes; Osmeridae
Gene: c14h15orf61
Product: chromosome 14 C15orf61 homolog
Exons: 2
Coding region: 1-495 (164 amino acids)
Source: RefSeq, a predicted model, not a curated record